Messenger RNA from Cannabis sativa, 6528 nucleotides. RefSeq lists its product as uncharacterized. NCBI's taxonomy places the organism in Eukaryota, Viridiplantae, Streptophyta, Magnoliopsida, Rosales, Cannabaceae. The transcript has 3 exons. Bases 2206 to 3561 code for a protein of 451 amino acids. The record is from RefSeq and is a predicted model, not a curated record.
GUAUUGUCUCAACUAGUAUGGGGACCAUGGGCCUAUACAACCGAGCUUCCAAUAAGCAGAUCUAGAAUUUACCAAGUAAAUUCCCUAACUUAUUAAUUUCUUAUUGCAUCCAACAUAGAACUUGGAAUUGCACUCUCAGUUAUAUAUAGAACGCUUUAUAUGUUCCACGAUAUAUAGAUACGCUAUAAUCAUUUAACCAUCGUUCUAAUCCCAAUAAUCAAAGAUCCUCUAUAGAUAAUUUACACCGAGUAGGGAUAAAUUUACUGUUUCACCCCUCAAUGUAUUUUAUCCUUAAAUCACUAGCUUCCUAUAAAUGAUAUUUCAGUAAACUAAUAUAAUCACUAAAAUAAGAGCUCUUCCAUUUAUCUCUAUUAAGCCAAGCUCGAAAGAAAUCAUCGUUUCACUUCUAUGUCCAGAUAGAAGUUAUAGAUUCCAUAUCUAUGUUUAGCGCUCCCACUCAAUUGUACUAUCAUGUUCCCGAAAUGUACGUAUCACCCAGACCAAAAAGUAGGCUCAACUAACAUAUCAAUGAACACAAAUAACACUCUUGAUCAGAUCGAACCUAAGCAUAUCAGGAUUAAGAUCUUUUGAUCUAAGAUCAACCAGUGAUAUUGACUUAGAAAGAUACAACGGUAAGAUUAUAAUAUCUUUACUAAGAUCAAUAUCAGUCCCAGUCUAAUGUAUACUCCAUACAUCCGAAACUAGCAUACUUUGUCAAUGUCCUGUAAAGAACAUAACACUUAUCCAAGGUGUAAGUAUAGUUCAUCGCUGAUUAUCACAUCAGUGUAAAUUCAGUGCACUAAUGAAUCAAGGGACAUUAUCUUUCGAAGCAUAUAAUCACAAUUACAUUCCACUGUGUUGACAUCACUGUCAUUGUGAAUAACUAUAUGUUCUGGACUUAACAGAUUUUGUACACAUUAAACCAUAACAUAUGAAAAGUACUAUGUAAACAUAAAUAAUUUCUAAUCUUCUAUUGAUAACAAAUCAGAUUACAUUGAAAUGAGUAUUAUUUAGGGCAUAAAAUCCAAACAUGCUCCUCCUUAAUCAGCUCUUCAUCUUCGUCAUUUUCCAUUCGAGCCGAGAGUUAAGCAAUCAUUCUCCAUUAAGGGAUUAGCAGGUAAAAAUUAUCUAAUAUUAUUAUUUGAUUGUUAAUAUUCUUGGCAAAGACAAUUAGAAAUGGAAGGUAAUAGGAUAAAUCUUAUAUUUUUUAUUUUAUUGAACUAUUUUGCAUAGGAAAGGUUGAUAUUCGCUUAAAAUUGGGAUUUCAGUCAGUCUUUUUUUAUCAAAUACCAAUCUAGAGCCAAGUGACUUAAAGAGAAAAUAAUUCUUGAUAUUAUCACUAUAGUACGUGGGUGACGUUGUGAUUUGGUUUUGGCUAUUUCAAGUUUUUUAUUGACGAGAGCUUAUCGCACGUAUAUUUCAUAUUUUCUCUUAUAAUGCUAGUGGAUUUACGUUUUUGAGUUUGUAGAGACCACAGUGUUGGGGAAAUGAUGUGGAUUGCUUAGGAAAACUUCACUAAUUGGAUGAACUUAAGUAAUCAUUUUAUUAGUUCUUGUCUUGCAUGCUUUUUACUUUCUAUAUGCUUUCUCUUUUGCUAUAGGCCAUAUUGCUUUAGACCAUUCUAUAUAUGUUGAUAUUUUAUUUUACUUUUCUUUCAUUUUUUUAUUUAUUAGUAGCUCUAGAUUUUAGUUAUAAUUGAAUGUUAUGCUUAAGUAUAUAAGCUCUACGAUUGAGAACUAUUAGGGAAAUUUACAAACACUAUUGAUUUUUCCCAUUUUAUUACAUUUAUACUGUGCCACGCUGGAAACAACAUUUGUUACUGCCUUGAAACUUUAGCCGUGUAAGGGAUUUAUCAUUGCCACUUGUCACGAUAGGGUUUUGCCACGUUUAUUUUUUUUUUAAAAAAAAAUAUUUUUAAUUGUUUGAUUUGACGGUUAUGUGUUCUGAUCAAAAAGUAUUGUAUUUAUGUAUUUUUCUUUUAUUUUUUUUUUAUUAUUUUCGAAUCUAAAUUUUGUAAUUGGUAAUCUCUCUCAUCUCAACUGUUCAUCUUCUUCCCCAUUUUCAGUUUUGUUAUACGGUUGUAGUAGUGGGUGGUUUUUUCAUUUUAAAAAAUUUCAAAUCCCAUACCACUAUCUUAAACUUCCCUCUCAUUUUCCCUCCCAUUUUUAUUAUUUUUGUCUAUAAAUACCUUCAUAGUUCUUGAUAAUGGCCGUUACUCGUUCAUCACCAUCUCCGGCCAAAGUUACAAAACCCACAAAACAAUCGCAGAAAACCAGACCCAAAUCAAAAAUGGGUAAAAAAAAUCUGAAAGAGAACCCUCCUAGCCCCACUUCCCCUUCUGUUAAAAGAAAAACCAUUGCUGGACCUUCGAAGAACACUCGAGGAAAAAGACCUCGAACUGUUGUUGAAAAUUCAGACUCAGAUUUUGAGUUGGAUUCUGAAUUUCUUAAGUCGCCUGUUUCUGUUAAGGGCAAGGGUAAAUCCCCUGUAAAGGUGUUGCCAUCAUCAGGUGUGGCUGAGGAAAUUCCUGUUAAUAGGAUUGUUGAGGAUUGGGAAUGCAAGUACACCCGAUCUCAAUUCUAUCAUUCUAGAGUAGUAACAUCUGGGUAUUACUCUGUACUUGGUGACAUUAAGAGAAUUUUAACUGAAAGCCAAUUGGAAAUUUUUUCAAAAUCUGUGUUUGGUUAUUUUCUUCGGAUUCCAGAGUACAUAAUUCAUUACCAAUUGCUUCAUUGUUUGCUGUUGAGGGAGGUUCAGCAGCCUAAUGGGUUGGAGUUUUGGGUUUGUGUCCAAGGGAAAUACCUUAGGUUUAGUAUCGAAGAGUUUGCGUUGGUCACGGGGUUAGAUUGUCAUGUUGAUUCUGAUUUUUAUCAGUUUAAGCAAGAUGAUAAUGAAUUGAUCAAACAUUGUUUUAAGGGGUACAAAAAAAUUACCAAGGGUGCUAUUCAGACUGCUUUUAUUGCUGACAAUCUUAAGGAUAACGACGAUCUUGCAGUCAAGUUGGCUGUAUUGUAUUUUGUGCAGUGUUAUUUGUUAGGUGGUCCCCCGGGUAAAGUUGUUUCGUCUGAGGAAAUAGAUGUUGUCGAUAGUGGUCGAUAUAAUGAAUUUGGGUGGGGCAAGCAUUGUUUUGAUAUCACUAUGCAUUCUUUGAAGGGUAAGAUAGAUUCUGGUUAUAAGAGGGUAGUUCGUAGUGACGAGGAUGGUGGGUAUUACAGAUUAUUGGGUUUUCCUUUGGCUAUUCAAUUCUGGUUUUUCGAGUGUUGCCCGUAUGUUAUUGGGAAACUGUCCUUGUACUCAAAUGCUGGCAUUCCAAGGAUUUUGAAUUGGCCUAAAUUACCCAAGGACAAGGAGGGUAUGGUGAAAAUGGAUGUAAUGAACACCCUCAUUUUCGAUCGGUCUUUGAAAGAGGUAAUCCUGUUGUUUUUUAUUAUCUUUCCACUGUUGUUUUACUGUUGUUUUUGUAUACAUUAUUUAUACUUUAUGUUUUUAUUGUUCUUGUUAUUUUAUAAUAUCAGUUUCAUGUGCGUAUUGUUUUUUUUUGGUUUUUGUUGUUUCAGUUAAAAUUAAGAAACAUCACUCCAACUUCCGUUGAGAGAUUGAGUUUGAGCCUCACUGAUUUUUUCUCUGGUGAGACUACUCCCGAGGCUGUAAAAUUCAAAAUUAAAGGUGGUUCCAAGCCUGCUGGUCAACCUGGCUUGAUGGGUUCUUCUUCAUCAUCUGCUCAUGAGAAUGUCUCCCGAGUUGAGUUUGAGGAAUUUAAAAAGUGUUUAUCUGUUGUUGUCAGCCAGCAAGGGAUUCUUAUGAAAUCUAUUGCUGAGAUGAACAAGAAGCUGGACAUUCUUAUUGAGGUGUUUUUUUUUAAUUGUCAUUACUUUUUCUGUUAUUUUUUUAGUAGUGUUUUUAUGUUGUUUUAUACAGUUAAUUAAUUUUUUAAUUUUUUAUUUUUGUUCUCAGUCAUCCCAAGGUGGUCUUACUCACAAUGGAUCUCAGUCUGAAGAUGCUCUUCGUACUUCAGAAAAUGAGGAUGAUGAAGAUUCCACUUCGGAGGAAGACGAGGAUGAUAAAUUCGACGAUGACAAAGGAGAUGAUCAUCAUGACGAUGAAACUGAUGAUGAUGAUGAUGAUCUGGGUGGAGAUGGUGUUGGUGCUGGUCAGGAUGAGGCUCACACGGGCGAUGUUCGUAACGAUGAGGGUGUUGUUGUCCCCGAGGUUGUUUCGAGGGAUGAUGAUACCGGCAAGAUGGAUGAUGCCAAGAAUUCUGACCCUGUGGAACCUAUUGCAGAGAUCAAACAGGUGUAUUUAUUGUUUGGACAUCAUUUUUUUUGUGCUUUUUUGUGUGGAUUUCUGUGUUUUGUGUUUGUUUUAAUAGUUUUUUACUGUUUUUUUUUGUUGUCAGCCUGAACAGUCUUAAGGUGGGUAGGACAACAUUGAUGUUGAUGCAACAAUUGCAUCUGCUGUUAAAGCUGUGGAGAAUUUGGUUUGUGUUUCUGUUUUUUUUUUUUUUUGUAAUUUGUAUUUAUAUGGUAUUCUAUUGUUGUUUUUAUGGUGUUUUUAUUGUACUGUUUGAAACUUAAAAAAAAUCUUUUUUUUUAUCCUUUCUCUUUUUUAGAUUGGUUCCUCUACUAAUGCCCCUGCUCCUGUUGAGACUUAUGAGAAGACUGAUCUUGAAAUGGUUGUUUUUCAAGAGACUCCUAUUUUACAUCCUCAAAAGAGGGAUCGGAAGAAAGGAGCUGUUUUGAAAUCCCCAUUCAUUGAGCUUGCUUCUGGUGCAUCUAAAUCAGGUUCAUCCUCAGUUUCUCCUGAUGAUUCUGUGUAUAAGGUCGUUAAAUAUGUGCGUGGUUUGUGCCCGUUGGACAACAAGAUUGGUGAACCUGUCGAUCCGCAAUUGGAAGCUGAGUUUGUCAAGUGGGUUGAUACAGGUCUUAGAAAGCAUAAAUCUAAGUAAGUAUUUUUGUAGGUGUUUUCAGUUAUAUAUCUGUUAUCGUUUUCCAUUUAUUUUUUAUUUUUUCAUUUGUGUUUUGAUAUUUUUUUAUUUGUUUUUUUUAGCACAACAACUAAUGUGUAUUGUAAGGGUAAGGACACAAUAUUUCCGCCAUUUCGUUUUGGUGUUGAGGACAUCGGGAACAAGAUGUGGUUUCAUAACCUUGCCUACCCUAAUUGUUUCCUUACCAAUUCUGUAAGUUUUUAUUAUUAUUAUUAUUAUUAUUAUUAUUAUUUUACAUAUUGUUUUUUUAUUUAUUUAUUUUUUUGAUGUUUUUAAGUGUUGUUCUGUUAGUUUUUUAUACGUUUGAAUGUUUUUUUACUAACUUUUUUUUUUCUUUUUGUUCAGCACAUUGACAUCAUUUUCUAUUAUCUUCGUAAGAAAAUAAUGUACUCAGCCGAGCCGAAAAUCAAAGUCACCACAACUGAUUGCCUGUUUUGUUCUAGCAUAACAACUUUGUAUGAGAAGUUUGUUGAGAAAAACAAUGAUAUAUCGGUGUUGUCUCUUUCUCACAAUGUGGCCCAGUACAUUCAAGGUGGUAAGAUAUUAUGUGCCACUCCUUGGCAUUUGGUUGAUCAUGUUGUUAUGCCUAUCAAUGUAAAAUUACAGGAUCAUUGGAUUUGUGGUCGUCUUAACAUAGUUGACAGGCGCAUAUAUCUGUACAAUUCAUUGCGUUCUGGGAGGUAUAUGACAGCUGCCAAAGAGGCUUGCAAGCCUUUCUCUGUUAUUUUACCAUAUUACUUCUCUAUGUUAGACUUCAAAGGCCUUCGCAACGAAGCUAAGUUUAGCACUAUGGAACAUUUCCCUAUUGUUGCUAUUGAUGGUUUACCCGAGCAGGUCACAGCGUAAGUUUUAUGUUUAGUGUUCAAUGUUUUUCACUGGUUGUUUGUAUUUUUAUUUUUAUGUUAUGUGACUUUGUUUUUUAUCAGUGUUCUCAUAGUGUCUUUUUUUGUGUUUCCUUGUUGUUUUUUUUUCCAGUGAUUGUGGUGUUUUUGUUGCAUCAUUUGCUGAGUAUUUCAUUGAUGGCAAACCCAUCCCGUCCUCUGAUUUUGAUGUGGAAAUUCACCGCGAUCGUUUGGCUGUGUUAUUUUAUCAAUAUGGGAUGAAGAAGCAAACUGAGAACAUUGAAAGUGAAUCCGAGGCCCCUCCCAGCCUUCCCAAGAAGUGAUUUGUUUUUUCAAUCAGACUGUCAUUGUUCUUAUAGUUUUUUAAUGUUGUUUUAAUGUUUUUUAUGUUGUUUUUCUUAAACAAACAUUGGUGUUAUGUUGUGUUUCCUUACGUUUUGUGUGGACCACAUGUAAUCUUUUUAUUUUUGUAUGUUUUUUCUUAUUAUUUUUAUGUACAAACAAGUUGGUAUGUUAAAGUUGUUUGUUUUUUCAUUUCACAUCCCUUCUUUUUUUGUUUUUUUUUUCUUAUAGUUUCUCUGUUUUUUUGAAUACAAAUAUUAAUUUCAGUAUUAAAAACACAAACUGUUUCAAUAACAAACUUCAUAUAUAUAUAUAUAUAUAUAUAUUCAAUUUAGUAUCCAACAUCUUUUAAUAUCCAAU